Molecule: messenger RNA, 2533 nt
Organism: Blastomyces gilchristii SLH14081
Lineage: Eukaryota; Fungi; Ascomycota; Eurotiomycetes; Onygenales; Ajellomycetaceae
Product: alpha-1,3-mannosyltransferase
Exons: 3
Coding region: 356-2296 (646 amino acids)
Biological process (GO): protein O-linked glycosylation
Cellular component (GO): Golgi apparatus
Molecular function (GO): alpha-1,3-mannosyltransferase activity
Source: RefSeq, a predicted model, not a curated record
GAAUUGUGCAGCAAAUAUCUAGUUUUGAACGAUGCAACUUCUAUCCUGUUUUCCGUAUAGAACUGGCGCUCCUAGCAUCACCAUAGGCCAUGGAUCGAUAAACAACAGAAAAAUGGCUUACGCCUACUCAAGACUAUUCCGUACAGCACUGAGUCUAGAUUCGUUUUCAAGAAUUAAUUGAGAGCGCCACUGGGAGCAGAUCCCUCAAGGCCUCCCAGCACAAAUGUGCGCCGACGCAAGUAAAUACCAGGGAGCGCGAGCUGCUCCUUGAGUCCUUACUGGACGUUCCCACGGGCCAAUAACUGCCCACUUCUAGACUACUUCUCAUGCGUUUAGAAGAUGCAUAGGAACUCAUAUGGCCUCUAGGAGCCUUAGAGAUGAGCCUUCCUCAGCCAAUAUGAUGUGGUCCCGUCAGGUUAGUCGAUAUCGAUUAUCUCGCCGUUACUCUCCACCUCGAAGAUGGAGAACUGCUGUGCGAUUAUUGUUUCUUUUAUGCGCAAUCACUUUGUGCUUUAUGACUUUGACUUCCCUUGCACCCGAGCUAUACAUAAAAGAGCGACGAAGCGAAUACAAUACCCCGCCGAUGACCGGAAACCCAAAUCUCAAAGAAAACAAAGUCCUUCAGGAUUCCCAGCCAGCGAUGAUGAUUCCGGAAGCAGAUAUACUACCUGAGCUAGAUCCUGUAGAGAAACAUGAUUUGGUUAUGGAUCCGCCGCCAGGAAUACGAGAAGGCCAUAGUAGGCGUAUUACUACUUCACACCUCCAAACAAAAAAAGAUGGAAACGUUGCUCAUAUUAGAGCUGGGCUUGAGUACAUCCUGUCGAUAAUGCCGGAUGAAAUCCAUAUUAGGGAAUUGUUGAAACCGAUCGAGGGGACUGGGAAGGAGAAACUGCGAGAAGUCGGGCUGAGAACGAGAGCAUAUAACCGCUAUUUCCAAGCCUGGGAAAAUCUACAUAUUCUUGCAGAGGGUGGCAUCAUGUAUGUGCGCGAUGAUAUUAUACAGUAUCUACGAACUAACCCAAAAGCGCUGCCAUCAUCAUCAACUUUCGCUGAGACCGUUCAUCUGUAUGAAUCGUAUCGCUCCUUUUCACAACGUUUGGCGACACAUCUCUUCCCAUGGACUUCCCCUGUUUUCCCCGGCCACAUGCAUCUCCAUGUGAACUUUCAAAAAGGAGGUCGAGGGAUUGUUUCCACAGCGGGAAAUAAGCAAGCACCUUACCUACUUGUAUCGAUUAAAUCUUUUCGACGACUUGGUUGCAAUUUACCCAUUGAGAUCAUGUAUCUAGGUGAUGGCGAUCUGGGCGAAGAUUAUCGUGCCCAACUGGAAAUGCUCCCAGGGGUUAUUACAAGAGACCUUAGCCAGAUGGUAAAUGAUGAGGGAUGGGAGCUCAAGGGCUGGGCAGCCAAACCCUUCUCUAUGCUACUCUCGAGUUUCCGGGAGGUCCUUUUCGUCGACGCCGAUGCACUUUUCCUACAGAAUCCGGAAGAACUCUUCGAAGAAAAAGCAUAUACAGAAACAGGCGCUUUAUUCUUCAAAGACCGGCGUAUCAUGCCAGAAUCGAAAAAGGAGUGGCUGCAACAAAUUCUUCCCAGGCCCAUAUCUAGGAACGCCAUGGCGACCAGAUUUUGGACAGGCGAGAGCGGCCAUAUGCAAGAGUCCGGGGUUGUAGUGAUCGACAAGUGGAGACAUUUUAUGGCAAUGUUGCUUGUAUGCAGGAUGAACGGCUCUGAUCGAGACGGGAAUAAAGACGAGAAUAAAAUUGGUGUGUACGAUAUGGUUUAUGGUGAUAAAGAAACAUUUUGGAUUGGUUGGGAACUAGUUGGAGACACUCAAUAUGCAUUUUAUGGUGGAGCUACAGGCAUUAUUGGAAAGAUUGAGGAUCGUGGUUCAAAGGCUAAGGACGAGGAGACCCCGCCCAAAGAUGAAAUUACCCUCCAGCAGGACUCCAAAAACGGGAGACGGGCAUCGUUAGAAGGAAAUGAGCAAAAGCCAGAAAACUACACAAUCUGCGGCCCCCAGCUACUACACUUGGAUACCAAUGGCAUGCCGCUGUGGUUCAAUGGAUGGCUUCUAAGCAACAAAUACGCCGAUAGCAAGAAGCGGAAGCCAGCCGAGUUCGAGGCAUACAUGGUGGAGCCAGCUAUUCCCGGGGAAGUUGAUGCGUGGAAGCUUACUGAGAGCAACAUUUGUUGCUUGACAGCCGAUCGUACUUUUCCUGUAGAUGACUCUGACAGGGAGACUGUGAAGAUGCUCAUUGAUUUAGCCAAGGAAGUGGAUGCUGUUAGCAAGCGCUAGAGAAACUUCAUCCCACCCUGUGCCAAUUGAUAGCCGUGCUAGUCAAAAUAAAUCCGAACUUGGCAGCCAAUGCUUUUCGGACCAUCUAUCCUCGCCUGGAGUACGAUGACCCUCGAUUAGGACUGAAUGACAAGUCACUUAAUCGUAGUGUAUGCCAAUGAGCAACAACUCCGGCGAGAAACACAUGCCCUAACGAUGGAUUGAGCAUUUAUCAUAGGAUGAACAAGCCGAGUGCUA